Messenger RNA from Seminavis robusta, 900 nucleotides. The record is from the annotation of a GenBank genome assembly. NCBI's taxonomy places the organism in Eukaryota, Bacillariophyta, Bacillariophyceae, Naviculales, Naviculaceae.
AUGAGGCAACGAGUGACAAGCCACUCUGGAGACCCCUUGUCGCUCAUGAGUCACACUAGCCAGUUCCUUAAGAGUGUGCUACACCAUUAUGAAACACAGAGUCCGGGCCAUAAUAUCAUAUCUUUAGCCAUAUCCAAGGGACGACGAAUCAAACAGUGGAAUGCCAAGAACACCUUCGGCCGUCCCAUACCGGUACUACCCAAAGGUGAAGAAAUCUGUGUCUGUAUCCCUCCCAAGGGUUGUCGGUACUCCAAGCCAGGUUCAUACUGGCGCCUUAAGAAAACAUCGUACGGAUUACACAGUAGCCCUCGUCACUGGUACCAAACGUUCUGCAAGGUACUUGCUUCUCUCGAAAUGGAGGUAUGCAAACAUGACCCAUGCGUCUUCGUUGGGAAAUCUCCCUCUGGUGGCAACAUGACUUUCGGAACCUACAUUGAUGAUUGCCUCUAUUGGGGUACCAACGAAGCAACGGAGACUUGGUUCGAGAAAGCUCUUGGCAAACAGUUGAAAAUUGACUUCAUGGGAGACCUGUCGUUCUAUUUCGAAGCUCAUUACGACUUGCAAACUCUCCCAGAUUGUUGUCUUCGUGUUCACUGUUCUCCUGAGGGACAUCUUCAGAAGAUGCUCAACCAACACUCCAUGCUCGCACAAGCAAAUGGCAGAGCUGAACAAGUGGACGCCACAUUACCUCCCACCGACCGCUGGCGCCUUCACCUUGACUACAGGGAAAUCAAUCUCAACCUGUCCCUCCCGAAAACUCUCCGCUGGCUGGACACCAUCAAGCUGGCGAGGGCUGCCUAUGGCCGACUCAGCACGACAUACCACCGCCGCACAACACGACAACUCCAACAAUCCAUGCACAAUUACCCACAGACUGGCAGAACUACGACCCAAGAGUAA